AUGGCCAACCCUUCCGGAAGCACAGGCACACAAACCAACUGGCCAUCAUCUAACACUCCGAUGACCGCAGAAGAGUUCGAAGAACGAAAAAUGAGUUCAAAGUUUGCCCGUCGAGAAAAGCUUCUGGAGCAGGAAAGAGAAAAAAUGGAAUUAUGCCAAGCGUUAUUGAUAUCCAUUUGGAAAAAGGAGAAUUAUGAGGUAUGGGAGAUGUUCUACCAAGUGGGAUUUUUCGGAUUACAAAACCUCCUCACUACAGAAUUUGCCUACGCAUGCGAAGAAGUAAUAACGAGAAUUUUUCCUUGUGAUCCAGAUCUCAUUCUUGUGCCCCGCGACUGGCAGCCCCAAGACUGUUCAUUUUCGUUACCCAGGGGUUGGAUGUACAGCUACAUAAUCUUUGCAACGGAAUUCGAACUCCAUCGGGACUCUAAGCCUACGAGCUCAGAUACAUCUACUGAAGGUAUCCCGAUAAAUUUCCAGAAAAGACACUAUGCCAGGGUGCCUAAGCAUGUCCGACCGGAAAAGUACAGACGCUUUCUUAGAACGACGUCAAUAUUUUCGGGCUGGAGAGUAACGGAAAGAUCAUCCAUCUCGCCAGCGGAAAAAGUCGAUGAAUUGUUCCGAAUGAAGCUAUACGAAGGAUCAAUUGAAUGGGCGCAAAGAGAGAAUGCACCACUAUGCGUGUCUUUGGAAAUUGUUUAUGAUGCUCUCUUCUUCUUCGGUAUGGCUCAAAUCAAGAUCAAGCGUUUUUGCCGUGGCCGGAUCUUGUGGAGGUAUGGGAGACUGACAAGGCUCCCUCUGGAGCUUCAGCUUAAGAUUAUUGAAAGUUUCCUUUCCAUCAAAGACAUCGACGAUUGUCUUCGAUUGGCGUUUCCUCACCUGGCUUCUCUGUAUGUUCGGACUAUGGCUAUUCGAUUCCAAAACUGGUUGCAUGACCUAUGUUCAAGAGACAAUAUGAGGUACCUCACAACGCAACGACUUCAUGACGACAGAAGUAGACCCGAACAGACUAGGUUAUUUAACGUCUACCAAGUACGGUCAUAUGAUCAAGAUCCAGAUCUGUGCUUUUUGCCCAGUGAUCACCCAUCAUCACUUGAGCCUCAUGUGCCAGGACUGCAGACAGCUGAAGCAAGAUUUCUUUCGUUUAUGAUAGGGGCAUAUUGGUGGCUGAAAAGAUGGACGCACGGGUCAAGUGAGGAUCCGGCAUCUUUUGCGGCGGCUAGAGAGAGGCUUGAUUACGAAGACGCCAGGCCCCUAUUUCACUUAGUAACUUUAGACUCACAGCUUCUACGAAGGGAGGAUCGGACACCCUUUGAAUCAACUGCUCCUCAGUUGGAAGGAGACAUGUGGGGCCAUGACGUUAUUGAACAACGAGAAGAAACUGUGUAUGAUGCAGUCCUUAUCGAGUUUGGAGAGCUUACCUCCAUCUGCGAUGACAUGGAAAUCUUUAUGAGACCUGAGCUAUUUCUCGAGCAGUAUUCUCUCAGCAGACACGGGGAGUUUCAAAGAAGGCAGCGAGAGUGCCUAAAGGACGAAGACAGAGUCGUAUAUUGCAACAGGGCAGAUGAAUUGAUUGACAUUGUAUGUGCUCAGGUAAGAGAAUACGAGUUUUGGGAAACAUGGGCGGAUGUCGUUUUGAUGUUUGAGGCUGCGGUCUCUGAGUGGGAGAAGGCAGAAUUCAUGCAUCAAAGACACAUUCGAAUGCUCGCGAGACAUCAUCGAGCGAAUGGCUAA
Messenger RNA from Mollisia scopiformis, 1731 nucleotides. RefSeq lists its product as uncharacterized. Bases 1 to 1731 code for a protein of 576 amino acids. NCBI's taxonomy places the organism in Eukaryota, Fungi, Ascomycota, Leotiomycetes, Helotiales, Mollisiaceae. The record is from RefSeq and is a predicted model, not a curated record. The transcript is spliced from 2 exons.